Molecule: messenger RNA, 429 nt
Organism: Callorhinchus milii (elephant shark)
Lineage: Eukaryota; Metazoa; Chordata; Chondrichthyes; Chimaeriformes; Callorhinchidae
Product: dromaiocalcin-1-like
Exons: 4
Coding region: 51-386 (111 amino acids)
Molecular function (GO): signaling receptor activity
Source: RefSeq, a predicted model, not a curated record
GAUCGGGUACACCACGUUUAAUGUCUUGUUAAUGGUCCACAUUCACCGAGAUGUGGAGGAACAUAAACCAGCUGGUGUGUAAGACUUUCCACGAAAAGGGGAAUCUGGUAUCCAUCCAUUCAAGCAAAGAGAAUUCAUUUAUAUUUCAACUGAUCACAAAAGUGUUUGGAUUAGCAGACGGAGCCUGGAUUGGAAUGGAUACUCUUACAUCUAAAGAAUUUCGAUGGCAAGAUAGGAGUGAUGUGAAGUACACCAACUGGAGGGAUAUCGAGGACUCCAACUAUUGUGCAUGGAUAAAGCCAAGUAUAACAGACAUGAAGUGGGAGCAAGGUUAUUGUAAUUUCGCGAGGGGAUUCGUGUGUGCCCAACCUGUCCGCACCAACUGAGGUGUGGAGCAGCGAGCGACAGUCACUACACCGGUCACUAUUU